AUGGAGUAUUUUAGAAGCGGAUUAAAAUCCGUUUUGGGAACUUCCCAACCUGGGGAACAAAAACGUUUUCCCGUAUCGUUUUCGACGAUUGAAAAAUUAGUCGACAGAGUACAGACUUCAACAUUGCUCGAAGAUAGAAGAGAUGCUUGCAGAGCGCUUAAAUCCCUGUCGAAAAAAUACAGGAUUGAAGUGGGAGCACAGGGAAUGAAUGCUUUUGUUCAUGCUUUACAGACUGAUUCGAUAGAUUGCGAAUUGAUAGGUUAUGUACUUGACACUCUUUGUAAUGUCACAUCGCCUGAACCAUUAGACGAAGAAGAACAACCAGAUGUUGAUUGCGAUUUGUCAAAAAUAGGAGGUCAAUUUACUGAAAUAUUCAUUAAACAACCUGAAAAUGUCGGUUUGAUAUUAGCUUUUUUAGACGAAUUCGAUUUCAGAGUGAGGUGGCCGGCUGUUAAAUUGUUAACAUCACUUUUAAACAACAAAACUAGAGAAGUUCAAGACAUUGUUCUUGUUAGUCCAAUGGCUGUAUCUAAAUUAAUGGAUUUGUUGGGUGAUAGCAGAGAAAUUAUUCGUAACGAUGUUCUAUUACUUCUCACACAAUUGACAAAAGGUAAUGCAAACUUACAGAAAAUUGUCGCAUUCGAAAAUGCAUUCGAUAGAAUAUUCGAAGUCAUUAAAGAUGAAGGUUUUGCCGAUGGAGGGAUCAUAGUUCAAGAUUCAUUUUUAUUAAUGCUUAACUUAUUGAAAAAUAAUUCAUCUAAUAUAAAUUUUUUCAAAGAGGGUAGUUACAUACAAAAAUUAGCACCUGUUUUCGCUUUGCCUCCCGAUGGUAGCGAUUAUGAUAAUUGGACGACUCAAAGGGUUGCCAACGUUCACUGUAUGCUUAAGGUUUUGAGAGCUUUAGUCAGUCCUAGUAAUCCAACACAAAUUACAAAUUCAUGUCAAGUCAUUAUGAAAUCAUCCGGACUGCUCGAAGCUUUGUGUUCCGUUUUGAUGGCUAGUGGAGUACCAGCUGAUAUACUGACUGAAACGAUUAACACAGUUGCUGAAGUCAUUCGAGGUAAUUUUUCUAAUCAGGAAUAUUUUUCUGGUGUCAUGGCUCCUUCCACUCCACCAAGACCUGUUAUCGUUGUUCUACUCAUGUCGAUGGUUAAUGAAAAGCAGCCAUUUUUACUUAGGUGUUCCGUUCUUUAUUGUUUUCAAUGUUUUUUAUUUAAAAAUGAAUUUGGUCAAGCUCAAUUAGUUCAAACUUUACUUCCAUCAACCUCUGAAGUUAAUACAUUAACCUGCGGUCAACUUUUAUGCGGCGGUUUGUUUAGCACGGAUCCACUUUCGAAUUGGUUUUCUGCUGUUGCUCUGUCACAUGGAAUAAUAGAAAAUCCUGCUGAAAAAGAACAAUUGUUAAAAGUCAUGCUUGCAACUAGUCCAGGAGCGAGUCCCGUUUCUCUCCUUCAUCAAUGUUCUCUACUCCUUCAACAGAGUAAUCAAGUCCAAUCAAAGUUUGGUCUUCUUAUAUUGUUAUCGACGUGGUUGUCGCAUUGUCCUCAAGCCGUGUCUCAAUUUUUAUCCAUACCUUCCAACAUUCCCUUUUUAACGGCUCAGACGGCAUCGACGGAACACGAUGAAACUGAGGAAUUACUUCAAGGCCUUUGUAGUUUUUUAAUGGGUCUAUGCGUUCAUUUUAACGAUAAUUCCGUACCUAGUUUUUCAAAGGAAAAUUUGUGCCAAAUAAUAUCGAAAAGAAUCGGAGUCGAAAUGUUUUUAGAUAAAUUGAGCGGAGUUUCAAAACACGAGCAAUACAACAAAGCUUCGAAACAUCCGAACAUAAGGCCGGGUAGUCAAUCCGAAUUGUUUUUAGAUCACGAAUUUUGCCGGUUGUUUAAAGUUUUGGAAGGUAUGGUUGGGAAAGCUGUGAGUCCGAGAGUGGAUUUCAUGAACGGUUCGGACGACGUUUCCGACAGCGUUUUGGUGCAACAGUACAAGGAAUUGAUACGGGAACAAGAUUUGAAAUUGAAAGAAUACGGAACGGAAUUGGAAAGGUUGAGAAAUCAGGAAGGGAUCCUCACGAAAAUGUUGAACGAAUUGAAAAUAUCCGAAGGACAAUUGAAAGAUGAAAAUGUUUUGCUGAGAGCACACGCGAGCAGUAGCGGAUCGGAUUUCAAUUACAGUCAAGAACUUUUAAGACAAAUCGAAUAUUAUAAAAAGGAAGCGGAACACUGGAAGGAACACGUGUGGAAAAUGUUUGAAAAUUACGGGAUCGCAAAUGGCGGUUUGGAAACGGAAACGGCGGCGGAAAUGGAUAAAUUAAAAGAAGAAUUGGCGGCGGAAAAAUUGAAAUUAUCGCAGGUUGAAGAGAAAAUGGCGAAAUAUGAAAAAACCGAAUCAGAAUUGGAAGCUCUUAGAAAAGAUCAGGAAAGUCUUUUGGAAUUGUUGGCCGAACAAGAGGGAAAAUUGCAAGAAUUUAAAAAUAAAUUACGGAAACUCGGUGAAAAGGUUUAUGAGAAAUUCAGCCAUUUUUCUGUCUCUUUUUUUAAUGGCUUUCUCUAA
Messenger RNA from Pediculus humanus corporis (human body louse), 2547 nucleotides. RefSeq names its product dp115 protein, putative. The transcript has 13 exons. Gene Ontology annotation, biological process: vesicle fusion with Golgi apparatus; intracellular protein transport; endoplasmic reticulum to Golgi vesicle-mediated transport. The record is from RefSeq and is a predicted model, not a curated record. Gene Ontology annotation, cellular component: ER to Golgi transport vesicle membrane; Golgi membrane; Golgi stack. The coding region runs from base 1 to 2547 and encodes 848 amino acids. NCBI's taxonomy places the organism in Eukaryota, Metazoa, Arthropoda, Insecta, Psocodea, Pediculidae.